Molecule: messenger RNA, 1985 nt
Organism: Mya arenaria
Lineage: Eukaryota; Metazoa; Mollusca; Bivalvia; Myida; Myidae
Product: microsomal glutathione S-transferase 2-like
Exons: 5
Coding region: 358-816 (152 amino acids)
Biological process (GO): leukotriene biosynthetic process
Cellular component (GO): endoplasmic reticulum; membrane; nuclear envelope
Molecular function (GO): leukotriene-C4 synthase activity; glutathione transferase activity; glutathione peroxidase activity
Source: RefSeq, a predicted model, not a curated record
GUAAAAGGGAUAGUUGUUAACAUUCAAAUCUUUUAAAUGCCAUUAAAGUUUCAUGGAUGUCCAUGAUAUGCCGUACUUGCACAGAUAUUGAGACAACUGAUUCAGCUACUCUUGUUUUAUCUUAAUAUAUUAGCACAUACCAAACUAUUUCCCAUUUAAAAGCCGGCCCAGAGUCUGUGUCGAAACCCAAAAGCUCUACUAUUGAGUAUUUUGUUACAUGCAUGUUUAUGUCGGUUUAAGAAUUUUGACACUGAUUGAGUACCAUACAUUGAGUAUUUACACGUUUGAGUAUAAAUGUUUACCUGUUUAGUUUGGUUAAAUUUAGUUCAGUGCUUAUGAAUAGCUAGUUGGAUUAAAAUGCCAGGAAUUGAAACAAAAGAUUUUAUUUGGGUCGGAGUUGUUGCAAUAGGACAUGGCAUACAGUUAGUACGGGAUGCCUCAGAAGUCGGAAAGUAUCGGCGUAAAUACAAGAUUUCCCCACCCAUCAUGGACGGACCACCGGACUUUCUUCGAGCUUUGCGAGCACAACAAAACAAUAUCGAGUUUGGCAUACCUUUCCAGAUAACGUUGUGGACAGCCGCGAUAUUUGCCAACCAAGUUCCAGCGGCGAUUCUUGGAACCAUAUAUUUGUAUGCAAGACGGAAUUACAGUAAAGGAUACAUUGAAGCCGCGGAUAAAAGGGUGACGCCGUUUUGGCAGAGUAUCUGGGCUUUGAAGGGAUUGGUGGUUGUUGGCGUUGCCGGGAUUGUAAACACGGGACUGAGGGAGUAUGCCGGCCUUGACCUGGUUGCUCGUCUGCGUGAAGUGGCCUUCUAGACAGCACAGAAUUGACGCGCACAGACGCUUGAAUUUAGGGGUGUGUAAAUUCAGUGCAAUACGAACUUAGAUAGUGAUAUGUUUGAAUGAAAGGAGUGCAGUUUAAUAACGCUUAACGUGAUACUCGUAUUUAUAAGCAAUAUAACAAACAUAAAUUCUGAGUGGUACACGUUUAACUACUUACUAAAUGAUGCAUCGAUGGAAAAUAUCAUCAAUUACUUAUAACAAGAUUGUAACCGUGCAUUAAACAACUUAAAACGCACAUAUAUUAAAUGACUGGUGAGUCCUAAAAGAUUUACAGAGUUCAACGAUCGUCUCACAAGGUAGAAAUAUCGUGUUUUACGCACCUUUCUUUCAAACUAAACACGGUAUCCUUCACAGGAACCCUUGCCUGCGACAUUUAUUCAUCAUUUUUGGUACAUUAAAACAAUUGUAUUAAUUGCGGUACUGCUUAUUUGGGAAUAAGAGUGCAUCUUUAAAUAAAACAUGUUCCUUGCACAUGUAGAUAGAGAAAUUGCGCUUAAAGUGAAGCCGGCAGCUGGUUGUCGUAGGUUACUGGACAUUGCAUUGGACAUUGACAUUCGGAGGUCCUCGACCAUUUUAUCGAAAACAACCUCAGAUGUAUUUGGACGGUUUACAUACUCAAAAAGUGGUACGUUUUAAGUCCGCUGCAAGAAGAUCGCGUAGUAAUUUUAUUUAGCAGUUAAACUUUAUGACUAAACUCUUGGGAAUCUUAAUUAUGUUUGCAAUAUUACACUUCACUGGCAAUCAAUUUAAACUUACAUCAAUAAAUACAACUCUAAAACACUACAGUUAAUAAAUGAUAUAAUUCAAAAAAAUACGAACUACUUCAACUUAUGUACUGGCAUACAUCCGAGGUUGUUUUCGAUAAAAAUGACCGAGGAGUUCCGAAUGGGACAUUAAAUCAGCUGAAGUGUGAGUUUAGUUUGAAUAUGCCAGUAUUCAUAUCCCUUUAACGAGAUAUUUAAUUGAUAUAGUAGAUUUAAUGGUAGGCGGACAGUCUCUUAUUGAAUACGGACGGACAAAAACUGCUGAAUAUGUACCUUGAUUUAUACACCAAAGACUGGUGCCAUAUUUACUCACCAUUAUGUCAUUGAAUAGUAAACAAUAAAAUGAGCUAAAUUAAUAAAUAUAAAUACUUAUAUUGA